AUGGCAAUGUUGAAGCUGGUUAUCGCAGCUGUAUUGCUUCUCCUCAUACAUGAAUCGUUCGCACAAACUACAGAUGUAUCUAAUGGAAAAAAUGGAACAAGCUUGAUUCGUGGUGUCAAACCAACAAUAGAAUUACGGAACGCCAUAAUCUUCAUGCUGUCGUUCGGCGUUUUCUCAAUGUUGGUCGCCUUUGCCUUCCAAUUAGUGAGAAAGUACGUGUACAACGAUGUUUCUAACGUAGAUACAACCUUCGAUGCAGGUGGAAAGGUUUCGAUUGGGCUAACGGCGACCACUAUUGUAUCUCAGAUGACUUGGACUGCAACUUUGCUGCAAUCAACUACUGUUGCUACGAAGUAUGGUAUAAGUGGACCAUUGUGGUAUGGGGCUGCAGCAACGAUACAGACGUUCGUUUUUGCCAUAUUGUCCAUCCAAUUCAAGACCAAAGCGCCAGGGGCUAAAACAUUUCUGCAGGUAAUCCGUGUGCGAUUUGGUAAGGCGACCCACAUACUAUUUUGUGUCUUCGCAGGGAUCACUAAUAUUCUAGUGAUGUUGAUGCUCUUACUAGCAGGGACGGCUGUUUUACAUAGUUUAAUUCUUGAUCUUUCGAUGUCACUGGCCUGCAUUCUUUUGGCGUUUCUCAUCGGCUCCUACACCCUCAUUGGUGGUUUGGGCGCAACGUUCUACGUCUCCUACUUCAACACCAGCAUUGUGUUCUGUCUGAUGAUCGUCUUAUUGGUCGAGGUGUUCCACAAAUCAUCGGAUAACGACAGUAACCCACUUGGAAAUGCCAAUGCAAUGUACACCUAUCUACAUAAUGCAGUGGGGCCAGUUGGCAAUUACGAACGGAGUUACUUGACUAUCAUGUCCUCGGGUGGUCUGAUGUUUGGUGUCGUGACUAUGGUUUUAUCAUUUAGCGUUAUCAUAGGCGACCAGUCUUAUUGGCAGAGUAGCAUAGCGGCCAAGCCAAUCCAUGGAGUCUGGGGAUUCAUUGCUGGUGGACUAACGUGGUUUUCAAUACCGUUUGUAAUGGCUAUGACUUUUGGACUAGCGUAUCUCGCGCUUGGAGAAUGGCAGGGUGCGCCUUUACUCUCCGACGAUGAUGUAAAUAAAGGUCUUGUCCCUCCACUGAUUGCCCAAGUUCUCCUUGGAAGGUUGGGAGAGUAUGUGAUAUUUAUGCUGAUAAUAAUGGCCAUAAUGUCUACAGGAUCUGCUGAAGUGAUAGCAGUUGCUUCACUCAUUGUUUAUGAUGUCUAUCAGCCUUAUCUAAACCCAUUCAGGGACAAUUUAAAAGGAGAUUCUUGCGUGUUAUGUGGAGAAAGAUUACGUUCAUUCGAGCACGCUGAAACCAAUGAAAAAGAAGAGUUCUGCUCUUGUAAACCUGCGAUACAAUGCCCCGAAUGUAUAGACGACCGCACAAAUCAAAGAAUCAAACACACGAAUGGAAUAACGGUAAAAAGACCAUACACAUGUUCGGUCCAUGGUCUUUACCAACAAUAUCAAGAAGAUUUGGUUGGCUAUAAAAGCUGGUGCAUACUCUGGGUGACAAUGUUCACUAUACCGUUGGUGCUGUGUUCAGACUGGGUGGGAUUGAAUCUCGCAUGGGUGUUUAACUUCACAGGGGUACUCAUCAGCUCCGUUGGGAUUCCAAUAUGUCUGAGCAUUUUGUGGAGCAUGACAAAUGCGAAAGGGAUGAUAUCCGGUGUUAUAUUUGGCUGCGUCUGUGGCAUGUCACUGUGGUUGGGGACAGCGUCAAGAUAUGAAGGAGGACUCUCUAGGUUUCUUGAAAACACAGGUAGAGAAAUCCCGAUGCUUGUUGGGAACUGUGGUUCUGUGAUUACUGGUGGAAUCACAUGCAUGGUCGUAUCAUUCUGCACAACAGAUAGGAAGCACUUUAAUGCCAGUGACGUUUGGGAGAAAAUGAGAAAUAUUGAGAACCCGCUACAUCCUUGGAUAAUAACGUACGCGCGAGACUUCGGCGUUACAUGCAACGACAAAUCAGAAUAUAUUCGCCCGACGCAUGAAGCGAUAAAAAAGAUUUAUCGAAAGCCUUUCAUCUUGGCUUUGAUCGCUGGCAUCAGUUUGUUAUUUAUUUUCAUAGUUCUGUGGCCUGCUGUGAUGGUUCCAUUGAAGGUGAUGACGAGGGAUCAGUUUAACGUUUGGGCAACGUUUUCUCAAGCCUACGCGUUUAUUGUCGCUGCGUUCAUUAUUUUAGUUCCUUUGUUGCAAGAAAUUUACCUUAUUUUCGGCAAGGCCAGAAAGAACUACAUCAGGAAAAAUACAGAUGACAAUAUGGCGGACUCAGAAACAUUUGAAUCUUCAUUAUUAGAGAGGGUGUCCACGAUGUAGGAACCUUUUACAGUGGCAUAAUUUGGUUUAAAAUGAAUUAAGCCACGUUUCUUGAAGUCAUGUGUCGUCGAUCACACAUUUCAAAACAUUCUUAGCAUCUCACCUUUUUGCAAGUGUUUGUAAGGUUAGAUGGUCAACUGACAAUUUAACAUUUUGACACCUCGUCAUAUCUGCUUC
This is a messenger RNA of Owenia fusiformis, 2523 nucleotides long. Lineage: Eukaryota; Metazoa; Annelida; Polychaeta; Sabellida; Oweniidae. The record is from the annotation of a GenBank genome assembly.